AUGAGGUGGAGCAAGGUGACAGCGAAGAGAAGGAAGGAUACCAGCCAUGAGAUAUUCCAAAUGGAAGAAAAUCAGUAUGUUACGUCUGAGAUUAGCAAUGGAAUCAUACGAUAUCACAGAGAGCUUCCACCAUCUCAGCAUUUGCUUCAAAUAAACUCAUAUUCUUCACUGUCAGCUAGUAAGCUUGAUGAACAACUUAAAUCUGGUGUAUUUGAAUCUGGUGGUUACAACUGGAGGAUGAUUGUGUAUCUUCGUGGACAUAGUGAAGCCAACAAGGAUAAAUAUAUCUCACUGUACUUGGCAGUAGCAGAAACCCAAGAUGAUGAACUCCCUGUUGGUUGGGAAGUUUGGGUUAAUUUUAAUUUGUUUGUUCAUGAUCAGACCAAUGAUAAGUACUUGGUCGUUCAAGGCUCUCAAAAUAGGUUGAAGCGUUUUUGUUCGGCUAAAAGUGAAUGGGGAUUUGAUGAAUUUCUUUCAAUGGACUCAUUUAAAGAUACAAAAAAUGGCUAUCUUGUGGAUGAUUCUUGCACGUUUGGAGCUGAGGUCUUUGUAGCCAAAUGUUCUGGAAAAAGGGAAUGUGUUUCCACAGUCUUAAAGCCUCCAUCAUAUGAGACUUACAUAUGGAAGUUAGAGAACUUUUCACAAAUUAAGACUGAUUUUUGUUAUUCUGAGUCUUUUACUGCUGGAGGCACAAAAUGGAAGCUGAAGUUUUAUCCGAAAGGUGAUAAGGGUGGCAGAAAUGGGUUUGUGUCUAUUUUUCUGGUUUUGGAUGAAACUCAAAUAUCGGAGAAGUGGUAUGCUGAAUCCACAUUACGAGUCAGGAAUCAACUAUCUACACUGAGAAAUAGGGUAGCGAAUGGUGGAAAGUGGUUUAGGUAUUGGUUCAGUUACUGGGGAUUAAGUGAGUUCAUAUCGGUGCAGGAACUUAAAGAUACAACAAAAGGCUUCUGUGUGAAUGAUACUGUCAUUAUUGAAUGCCAGAUUUCACUCAUAAUCCAAGCUCAACUUCAUGAAGAUUGA
Neltuma alba is the source of this 1020-nucleotide messenger RNA. RefSeq lists its product as uncharacterized. Gene Ontology annotation, molecular function: protein binding. Lineage: Eukaryota; Viridiplantae; Streptophyta; Magnoliopsida; Fabales; Fabaceae. The record is from RefSeq and is a predicted model, not a curated record. Bases 1 to 1020 code for a protein of 339 amino acids. The transcript has 6 exons.